CCUCCUCUUCCUCUUCUUCUUCCUCCUCCUCCUCUUCCUCCUCCUCCUCCUUCACCCCAAAGUCGAGCAGAUCACAGGCGUUUUCACCGCCGCCACGAGGCAAAAGGCAUGGGACCAUUUCUCAAAAGCUCAGCGCAAGAACAUAGACAUUUGGCACAAGCAGUGUGAGGAGCUGAGGAGCGCUCACAGCGAGGAGGUCAUGGGCAUCCGGAGGGAGGAGGAGAUGGAGAUGUCUGAGGACGACUCGGAGGAGAGUCCCUGCAAGAGGCUGCGCAGCGAGCUCAACGGAGUGUGUGACCCCCCCUCGCUGAAGGAGGAGAACGACUCCCUGCGGUGGCAGCUCGACGCCUACAGGAACGAGGUGGAGCUGCUGAGGAACGAACACACGCCCGCGCACACACACACUCACACACACAGCGCUGAGGCUCAGAUCCAGCUGCUGCAGCAGAACAUGCUCUCCAUGCAGCAGCAACUGCUGGUCCUUCAGGAGAAGCUGUCGAGCAAAGAGGCCGAGCUGCAGGAGGCGAGGGAGGAGAGGAGAGAGGAGAGGAGCAGCCUGCAGGGGGAGGUGAGGACCCUUUCAUCUUAUAUUUAUAUAUAUAUUACUGUUACGGCAC
Molecule: messenger RNA, 617 nt
Organism: Notothenia coriiceps (black rockcod)
Lineage: Eukaryota; Metazoa; Chordata; Actinopteri; Perciformes; Nototheniidae
Product: ecto-NOX disulfide-thiol exchanger 1-like
Exons: 4
Biological process (GO): ultradian rhythm
Cellular component (GO): plasma membrane; external side of plasma membrane
Molecular function (GO): NADH dehydrogenase activity; protein disulfide isomerase activity
Source: RefSeq, a predicted model, not a curated record